AUGGAUUUAUUAUUUGGACGUAAAAAGACACCAGCAGAAAUGCUACGUGAACAUCAACGUGCACUUCAAAGGGCACAGCGUGAAAUGGAUCGUGAAAGAGUCAAACUAGAAGCCUCAGAAAAAAAAUUAAUUGCAGAUAUUAAAAAAGCAGCAAAAGAAAAUCAAAUGAGUGCAUGUAAGAUCAUGGCAAAAGAUCUUGUUAGAACUAGACGUUAUGCUCAAAAGUUUCAAGGAAUGAAAGCACAACUUCAAGCAGUUUCAUUAAGAAUUCAGACUUUAAGAUCUAAUCAACAAAUGACUGAAGCUAUGAGAGGUGCUACAAAGUCUAUGAAUAGGCAAAUGAAUCUACCAGCUAUGCAAAAGAUUAUGAUGGAAUUUGAAAAAGAAUCAGAAAUGAUGGAUAUGAAGGAAGAAGUGAUGAAUGAUGUAAUUGAUGAUACAAUGGCAGAGGAAGAUGAUGAAGAGGAAACUGAAAUGAUAGUAAAUCAAGUUUUGGAUGAAAUUGGUAUUACAUUGGAUCAAUCUCUUGUUGAUGCCCCAACUACAAUUGAAAAAGCCAAAACAAAUGAAAGAGUACCACAAGCAGCAGAAAUGGAAUCAAGUGAUGAUGCUGCAUUACAAGCAAGACUUGAUCAGUUACGAAGAGAAUAG
Messenger RNA from Entrophospora sp. SA101, 651 nucleotides. The record is from the annotation of a GenBank genome assembly. Lineage: Eukaryota; Fungi; Glomeromycota; Glomeromycetes; Entrophosporales; Entrophosporaceae.